Messenger RNA from Gongylonema pulchrum, 642 nucleotides. NCBI's taxonomy places the organism in Eukaryota, Metazoa, Nematoda, Chromadorea, Rhabditida, Gongylonematidae. The record is from the annotation of a GenBank genome assembly.
AGCAGUGCAUCUAAUUUUUCGUUGGUUGUUCCAGUAAGCAGUCAAUUGAAAUUGAAGAAUGAUGCGUUGUCGGACAUGGAAAAGGCUCGGAGAGGUGAAGAUGUUCUUCCCAGAAGGCGCAAAUAUGACCCAUUUCAGUCAAGCGUUCCGAGCUUUUUGAUUUGUUGUGAACCAACCAAAACAAAUGUACAUGUGUCAUCACAUCACUUUGUCUGGAUGGCUAGAAGGUACAAACUGUACGGCGAUGAUGCACCAGCUUUAUGCUUUUACAAUAGUCAGAUAGCUGAAGAUUUGAGAAGAUAUGACAUUGCGCACACAUGGCGUGUAGUUGGCCUUAUUUGUGCUUUUACGUCAUUUUUCGAGAAAUCGACCAGUCACGAUGCAUCGCCUCCUGCCCCUGGUCCUGCAGCAGACAGGAAGAAUGAUGCGAUUGCUGGCGAUGUAACAUCGCGUUCACGCUUUCCGUCCAGUUUAUCGUCUGGUGGAGUGGUGAGGAACAUGAAUGGGCAGGAUGUCACCAUGUCUGUAUUUUCCAGCGUACCCCCGCAGAUGGCGUCCACCUCAUCAGAUUUCUUCUUUGGUGACGGUGAACUCAACGAGGACGGUCUCUGUACAUAUUCUUACGAUUUGGCACUCCCAUAG